Octodon degus (degu) is the source of this 2859-nucleotide messenger RNA. It is a transcript of the gene C1qtnf1, whose product is annotated as C1q and TNF related 1. The transcript is spliced from 4 exons. The record is from RefSeq and is a predicted model, not a curated record. Gene Ontology annotation, molecular function: protein binding. NCBI's taxonomy places the organism in Eukaryota, Metazoa, Chordata, Mammalia, Rodentia, Octodontidae. Bases 385 to 1227 code for a protein of 280 amino acids.
CUCCUCAGCAGCUCACAUCUGGCUGGGGUUUGCUCUUUAUGUGUUUGUCCUGCUUUCUUCCUCUCUUCCUUUAUUUUUGAGAAACCACGUUUCCGCUCUGGCCAAGGAAACCCUGGAGCCAGCCGGGAAGAUAAAGGUGCCAGGACAGGGCUGCUGUACUUGCACCCCCAGCCCUGCCCUUUUGGAGCCUUCUUCCUGGGUUUUUUUUUUCUCCUGCUCUGUCUCCUUGACAAGUCUGUCCAGGCUCCCCUACUCCUCCGACCUGGCCGGGAGGAGGCUCUGCCGCUGGGAGAUGGUGUAACAGGCUCCGAGAAAGCCAGGAGAGGCAGCGGAGGACGAGGCUGCUGCAGCUAGCCAAGCUCUGAAGGAGGGCAGAGUGGGAAGAUGGGCUCUGGGGUACAGGGACUUGUGCUGGGAUGCUGCUUGCUGCUGGCCUUUUGGGGCCCAGUGCUGAGCCACAUGCCACGAGGACAGCAGGACCUGCAGGAGCAGGAGGGGACCCAGAAGCCGCCUCCCCCGAUGGACCACACUGAGAGGGAUGAAGACAAGCAGGAGAAACAUAGCCCCAGCCCAGAAGAGGAGCUCCCUGCUUCCCGGUGCUUUCGCUGCUGUGACCCUGUGGCCCCCAUGUACCAGGCGAUCCCAGUGCCCCAGAUCAACAUCACGAUCCUGAAAGGUGAGAAGGGCGACCGAGGUGAUCGUGGUCUUCAAGGAAAAUAUGGCAAGACAGGCUCUGUAGGUGCCAGGGGUCACAUCGGACCCAAAGGGCAGAAAGGCUCCAUGGGGGCCCCUGGGGACCGGUGCAAGAACCACUACGCAGCCUUCUCAGUGGGCCGGAAGAAGCCCCUUCAUAGCAACGACUACUACCAAACAGUGGUCUUUGACACAGAGUUUGUGAACCUCUACGGCCACUUUAACAUGUUCACAGGCAGAUUCUACUGCUAUGUGCCCGGCAUUUACUUCUUCAGCCUCAAUGUGCACACAUGGAACCAGAAGGAAACCUACCUGCACAUCAUGAGGAACACGGAGGAGGUGGUGAUCCUGUAUGCUCAGGUGAGCGACCGCAGCAUCAUGCAGAGCCAGAGCCUGAUGCUGGAACUGCGGGAGCAGGACGAGGUGUGGGUGCGCCUCUUCAAGGGCGAGCGGGAGAACGCCAUCUUCAGCGAUGAGUUUGACACCUACAUCACCUUCAGCGGCUACCUGGUCAAGCACGCCACUGAGCCCUAGCUGGGCCCCCUGCUGCAUGCCAGGGACUGCGGAUCUACUCUCUUCUUGCCCUCUGCCCACACCGGCAUUCUGCAGACCCAGGGGUCCAAGGCCAGGCUGACCCCCUCACCUUUUCCUCUAGUCCUGGCUUCUUUGCCCUCUGUUUCCCCAGCUUUGGCAUCAACGAGACACCCUUGAUGGAUCAGAAGUCAAAAUGACCUUAUGGGCCCAGCUUGGGCCACUGCUGUUAGCAGAGAGCUCAGGGCAGAUGAACAGCAGGACAGUGUGGGGCCUCCAGCUCCCCUGUGUGUAUACAGCCUUAUGUGACCUGGAGUUGCAUGGUCCACAGAGUGGGCCUCUUCCCACUCCUGGAAGUAAUUAAGCAAAUGUUAAAGGUUCCAAAGGAAUGAAGUCAACCUUGGAGGCUAAAGAAAAGUGUUGUUGCAUUUGCUUUUCCAGCCAGUUGGCUCUCUUAGGGAGUGUGUUUUCACUGGAGGUCACCUAAGACACCAUGCAAGAACAGAUUUAAAGGGGAAACAUGGGUGCCAAGGGAGGAGGUGGGCUCCCAGGGGUCCUGGAGACCACAUGUGGCCUAAUUGUAUUAGGCCACAUAUGAACCUUCUCGAGAGAAAGCUGGGCGGGUGUCCCUGUCUUGCUGAUUGCUUUCAGAGAGGACUCAUAGGUCUUUCUGAGCCAUGAUAGGGUGCUGGGGCCUGGGCACUGAGUGCUGGUUCCCUAGAGGGACAGUCGCACUCUGUGCCCUUGGCUCUGGAGCUGGGAUGCUAUAUUGACAGAAGCGGCCUGCGUGCUUCAGCUUAUGGGCUCCUGACAGUGUCUGGGGACCUCAGGGACCCCCAGGCCUGCAGAUGUCUCUAUGGGGAGCAAAGCUCCUGGUAUAUCCUGCUCCUCCAGGCCACCCUGAAGCCCCAGGGAGCAUCCCAUGCCAGCAUCUCAGGCAUCAGCUCCCUGUUCCUUCUCCCAGGUGGAUCAGUCACAAAAGAACCACGGCCUUGGUUCGGCUUCUAUAACCCACCUCACACCCCCUCAGUCCUGUUUCCUGUGGGCUCAGCCUCCCCACCUCAGCUUCUGUUCCGGACACUGCAACCUUCACCCAGCCCUGCUGCCGCCAGCAGCUUAAGGCAACACAGGGACUUUUUCUGGGCUUCAAGACAAAGGAGAUCAGCAAGGCGUUGGAAAGCCCCCCUCCUACUUGUUUCUGUGGUUCUCACUGGGGCCCGGGCAAAGAGGAAACAGAAAUCUAGCCACUAGCCUGCAGCUCUCUCUCUGAAGGGCAGAAUGUCUGGAGAGGCAGGUGUCCGGUGGCUGUUCAGGACUGCCCGGGGCAGCAUCCCGUUCCCCGACGCCGUGCCAGUCCUUCCUAAGCUCACUCCGCACGAGUGCUCAGGGUCUCAGGUCGCAUUGCUCACCAGCUCUAGUCCUUGGUCCCUACCCCAUCUCCUGCUGCCUGGAGAUCCUUGGUUUUGACCCGUGCCUCCUCUUCCUGGGGCCUGGCUGCUGGGUUGCAGGGUCUGAAGCAAUCCCCUUUGAAGGCCCUCUGCUGGUCAGACUGUACAAGCCGCGUCUCUGUGCGAUUGUUUCUUGUGCCCCACACUGCUCUUUCCAGGAAACAUUAAACUUGGAAUCAUGAUUUGA